CGUCGUCACGGCGCGCGGCGGCGAUCUCGGCUUCCCGGUGCCACCCUCUCCAGGACCACACACGGCCAAGCCCCGGCUACUCACUCCGGCGGGGGUCCGACGCGGCACCUCCGGAGGCUCACCCACGAACCAUCGCAACUCUAAGCUCCCAGGAACCUCUGCGCCGGGGCGCCAGCCCAAGACCGGAAACAAAAUGCGGGGCUUCCAGCUCUCCACCCGGGGCUCAGUUCAGACCCGGAAGCAAAAUCUUCGCGCUUCCAACCGCUGCGUCGGAAGCUGGAACUGCACACCCGGAAGCAAAUCCGGGUUUUUAACCGUUUCGCAGAGGCUGAUGCAGCGACCAAUCCGCAGAGACCCAACAGGAAGUUGGUGUGACGUCGUCGAGGGGCGGAGCCAAUGCGGCUCAGGGGGCGGGCGUUUGAAAUGAGUGCUUUGGAGUCGACCCUAAAUAUCAUCCUGUGUCUUUGAGAACCAAUUACUUAAUCUCUCUUGCGUCUUUUCCUUCCCCGACCCCCUCCCAGACUCCUUCGCUGCGGCGCUGCGAGGACGGAAGGCGCCGGGGAGUCGGUCCGCGCCUGGCAGGCGUGAGAUCUGAGGAGAGCGUGCCAACUGACCCAACGGCUCCUGCUCCUCAGUACACCCCGCAGCCUAGGGACUAGAAUUGUCACUUAAGUGGAUAUGAAGAAGGCGCAAAUAAGUGCGGGGGCAGCCACGAGCUUUCCAAAGAUGCAGUCUUCAAACCCCUUCUGGAGAUCCUUAACCUCCAACGAGGCUCCAGGGAUGUUCCCAGUGGCUAUUCCCUGCCGAAGCAAAUUUUGUUUUAGUCACUUCCCUGAAGACAAGAUUCUACUACAGCCUCGUCUGUGCAAUCCAACAGACAACAAGAAGAAAGACCCAGGUCCCAACAGAGGAACACGACAGAGCCUGAGGCCCUUCAGUGCCUGGACUGAGCUAAUGCCAGAGUGCUGACUCUUAGUCAGUCAGCAAACCUGGGAAGGUUGUUCCUAUCACAUUCACAGAAACUAACAGGUACAUCCUGCUACAUCACACCAACAGCAAUUCAUUUAUUUAAAAAAAAAACUGCUUCCUCAAUCCUGUGUAGAUAUUGGAGUUUAGUAUUUAAAUUGAAGCUAUGAAGUCUAAGACCAACUGUGCUCAGAAUUCAAACUGCAGCAUAAUGAUAUUUCGUCCAACCAAAGAAGAGUUUAAUGAUUUUGACAAGUACAUCGCCUACAUGGAGUCCCAAGGGGCACACCGAGCUGGACUGGCCAAGGUCAUCCCACCCAAAGAGUGGAGAGCCAGGCAAUCUUACGACAACAUCAGCAACAUCUUAAUAGCCACUCCCCUGCAGCAAGUGGUGUCUGGCCAGGCAGGUGUGUUCACUCAAUUCCAUAAGAAGAAGAAAGCCAUGACGGUGGGACAAUUCCGUCACCUGGCCAACAGUAAAAAAUAUCGGACCCCGCCACACCUGAAUUUUGAAGAUUUGGAGAGAAAAUACUGGAAGAAUCGUCUCUAUGAGUCACCAAUUUAUGGUGCAGAUGUCAGCGGCUCCUUGUUUGAUGGGAAAACUCAACACUGGAACGUGGGACACCUGGGAACAAUUCAGGACCUAUUGGAACAAGAAUGCGGCAUUGUGAUUGAGGGUGUCAACACGCCCUACCUGUACUUUGGCAUGUGGAAGACCACCUUCGCGUGGCACACGGAGGACAUGGACCUGUACAGCAUCAACUACCUGCACUUUGGGCAGCCCAAGACGUGGUAUGCGGUGCCCCCCGAGCAUGGCCGACGCCUGGAGCACCUGGCCAGGCAGCUGUUCCCGGGCAGUUCCCAGGGCUGCCAGGCCUUCCUGAGGCACAAGGUGGCACUCAUCUCACCCACUGUGCUCAAGGAGAAUGGUAUCCCCUUUGGCCGCAUGACGCAGGAGGCUGGGGAGUUCAUGGUCACCUUUCCCUAUGGCUACCACGCUGGCUUCAACCAUGGCUUCAACUGUGCAGAGGCCAUCAAUUUUGCGACCCCGAGGUGGAUCGACUAUGGCAAGGUGGCUUCUCAGUGUAGCUGUGGGGAGGCCAGGGUGAGCUUCUCCAUGGACGCCUUUGUUCGGAUCCUGCAGCCUGAGCGAUAUGAGCUGUGGAAACGUGGCCAAGAUCAGGCAGUUGUGGACCACACAGAGACUAUGGGGUCUACCAGCCAGGAGCUUACCACCUGGCGGGUGAUCCAAUCACCGAGAAAAACUCGAGGACUGAGGCAUUUCCGGUUUCGCCAGGGCUCACACUCUCUUCUGCCUAUAGCGACUGGCAGUAAGAUUCCUUGCAGCUACAGGCAACCAUCAGAUGCCGAAGUUGAUGAGGUCCAGGAGCCUGAUCCGGCCCCAGCCACACCACCUACUCUGGGUCUAUCUUCUGGUCACGACCUGUCAACUGGAAGACGUAGUCUUGGUCGUCGUCCUUGUGAACAGGGAGUUCAGGAGUCCACCAGUGAGGCUCCAGUCAAGAGGCGCCAGCCAGCAGGAGGAGCAGACACAAGCCUGAACCCAGAGCUUCCAUCCCAGUCUGUGAGUGAGGACUUGAUAGUCAACCCUGUGCCUUCGAACCCUGGCCCACAGCAUCCUGUGACAGUUUCUGAAGGUGGAUUGACCUGUGACCCCUAAACGUAUGUCCUGCCUUGCAGCUCAUUGCCUGCACUCAGGAAGCUUGCUAAGGUCAUCGCCUCAGUUUUGACUGAGUUUGCAGGACACUGGCCACGCCUGAGAGAGCUCCUUGUCAGUUCUAAGUGCUAAACUCACAUGCACUUUCCUCUGCAGAACGUGGCAAGCCUCUGGAUACUGGUAACUCCCGGGCUUCCAGCUGAGGUUUGAUUGGCAGGUCAUUUUGGGUUUCAGAGAGCUAGGUGCAGCUGAGGUUGCUUAAAACUGACCUCCCAUCCUCUAGGCCAACUGUAGAGAAAGAUGAAAAUUCAAGUUUCCCCCCUUCCAUUUCUUGCAAAAUGUCAAACUUUUGACCAUUAGAUUAGUAGUCACAAAAAGGUAGUCACACACAUACACACACACACACACAAAACCACACACACACACACACAAAGUCAAAAGUCAUUUGAGAGUCACAGAUGACCUCUCAAACUUGGUAUAUUAAGAAUGUAUCUUACCCAGUGUUUCCAAAUAAAGGCAAAGCAGCCAAACUGUUGAAAUUAGA
Peromyscus eremicus (cactus mouse) is the source of this 3188-nucleotide messenger RNA. Its product is annotated as lysine-specific demethylase 4D-like. NCBI's taxonomy places the organism in Eukaryota, Metazoa, Chordata, Mammalia, Rodentia, Cricetidae. Gene Ontology annotation, cellular component: nucleus. Gene Ontology annotation, molecular function: histone H3K9 demethylase activity. The transcript has 3 exons. Gene Ontology annotation, biological process: chromatin remodeling. The coding region runs from base 1133 to 2647 and encodes 504 amino acids. The record is from RefSeq and is a predicted model, not a curated record.